Aphanomyces invadans is the source of this 1248-nucleotide messenger RNA. RefSeq lists its product as hypothetical. Bases 25 to 1212 code for a protein of 395 amino acids. The transcript has 2 exons. The record is from RefSeq and is a predicted model, not a curated record. Lineage: Eukaryota; Oomycota; Saprolegniomycetes; Saprolegniales; Verrucalvaceae.
UUGCAUCAGUCAGAGGUGCACCCCAUGCGCGUCGUCUCGUUCGUCCUUGUCGUCGCCGUGGCCAUUCUCCUGGCCACGUGCCAUGGACUUGACCACAACGAAGUUAGCGCUGUAGUUGGCGAGAGCAGCGCCCUACAGAAAGCCAAGCCGAAGCCAAAACCGGCUCCGAAGCCAGCUCCAAAGCCAGCCCCGAAACCGGCUCCGAAGCCAGCCCCCAAGCCUGCGCCGAAGCCAGCAACCAAACCAGCCCCGGGCACCCCCGCCGCCCGUCCACCAACUGCCAGACCAGUGCCUGUACCAGCUUCUCGUCCUCCUACUCCCAAACCCAAGGCCACGCCGUCGCCCAAGUACGUAUAUGUCCUGCCACAAGCAUCCCCGCGGCAUCGUAUCGUUGCCAUCGUGUACACGCACAGUACGUACUGGAACGAGAACGUUUGCAGUCACGACGCGUGCAUAUCGGACUAUGAUGUGUGCAUGGGCAUAUACGAUGGGUGCACAUGCUACCCGGGUUUGCUCGCGUGUGCAAAGCAAAAUUGCGAUGUGGAAUUCAAUGCCGCCAUGGUCGAAUGCCAAGCUGCCAAGGCCCAAGUUACGGGGUGCGUGGUAACAUGCAAUCCUGGGGCAUAUCCGUCAUGGGAAAUCGACGACGGAUCGCAGGAGUACGCGCUCGUGACGGCCGUGACCAUCCAAGGCGCGACAGCAGCUUCGUUUGAAGGGUAUGAGUACGACUUUGCACUGGCUGUGGCAAACAUCACGUCGAACGAUUACUUGAGCGCGACGGUGGACAUGGUGUUCAUUUCGUCGGCGAAGGAUAUCGUGGCGGGGAGCUCGCGGCAGUUGGAGGCGUCCACAGUGUCCCUGGACAUCGAAGGCAACGUGGUGGCGCCGAACGUCGACGACCAUCGGCAGUUGGCAGCGGACGCCUUGCCCACUACGCUCGCGCUCGAAUUUGUCGUGCUCUUCGACACGUUCGACGAUUUGAACUCCGCCGCAUCAUUCUAUGGCAGCUUGAUGAACGUCAGCGCAAGCGAUAACAAUUUGGCCGUCGCACUCGUGGCAACGGGCGUGCUCUUCAACGCGACGCAGCUCUCGAUUGAUUCGGUGCAAACGAGGGUGACACCCAUCCUUUCGAGCCGCGCAUCCCCUGGCGCACUCCCCAUGGCACUCUUGACGGGCAUUCUGGCGCUGAUGCACUCGAUGCUGCCGUCUUAACUGUUCGUUGAAUCUCAAAAUCGUUGGACGAACGAA